This is a messenger RNA of Penicillium verhagenii, 1200 nucleotides long. RefSeq lists its product as uncharacterized. The coding region runs from base 1 to 1200 and encodes 399 amino acids. The record is from RefSeq and is a predicted model, not a curated record. Lineage: Eukaryota; Fungi; Ascomycota; Eurotiomycetes; Eurotiales; Aspergillaceae. The transcript has a single exon.
AUGCUCCGCCAGAAUUUCAGACCAGUCGCACGAGCAGCCAAGCAGCAACUGCACUCUAAAGCUCCCUCCAUCAACUUCCGCUUUCAAUCUACUGCAUCUCAAAGCACUUCUAAUGGCACCAGUGCUGCCUUGAUUGGCGGUCUUGCUGGCGGCACUGUCGCUGGCCUGACUGGAUACAUCUGGUACCAAUACUCUGGGAUCAAGAAAGUCGUCGAUACUAGCCAGCAGACAAAAGCCUACUUCGAGCAAGCCAAGCAAAAAAUCAUCCAAAAGGCACCUGAACCAAACGAGGCCUUCCGAUUCUUGAGGGAUACCGUCAAAAGCUACGCCGUCUUUAUCCCUGGUGCACGCGGUUACGUCGACACCGCAUUCGACGACCUUGAAAAGAUACGAACCGACCACGGAGAUGAAUUUGACAAAAUAGUCAGUGACGCAUACAGCGAGUUACGUGAUCUUACGACAAAGGAGGAAAUCAAUACCGCUUCCGCAUACAAAGCUUUGGAAAUCCUGCAACAGCAUUCUAAGCGCCUUUUCGAUUUGGCCGGCGACGCCGCUGAGACUUUACUCGAUAAACACCCUCAAGUGAAAGAGAAGAUCGGGGGUAGCUAUGAUGAGCUAAAGAAGAUGGGCGAUGCCUACGGUCCACGAGCGAAGGAGGAGGUUAAUCAAACCUGGGAGCAGAUCUCCAGUAUCGUGCAGCGCGGUGCUAGUGCCGAGUCAGCAGAAGAGAUUAAGAAUUUGAUUCAAGAAAAGACCAAAAAGCUCCAGAAAUUUGGGGAUGAGGCAUGGCAGAAGGGAUAUGAAGAGUCCAAGCAAUAUCUCGAAAAGAGCCCCAAGCUCAAACAACUGAUCGAAGAUAACGCCCCCACCUUGAAAAAGGGAAACUUCGAGAAUCUAUGGGGCAUGGUCAAGGAAAGUGCUUCUUCAGGAAAGACAGAGGACGUGGAAAAAUACGUCAAGGAUAAAGUCGACCAAGCCAAAAAAACCGACUCGGACAGUUUAGGCAAGGGGCUGGAUAUGAUCCCCGGUGGUUCCAACAUGAUCUCGCAAUUGCAAUCACUACAGACCAUUGUGCAGAAGAAAGGUAGCGAGGCAGAGAAUGUGCUCAAGGAUACCCUUGAAGAGUUACAGGGUGUGUUGAAAAAGAGAAAGGAACAGGUCGAGAAGAUCGCCGAGGAAGGGAAGAAGCAGGGCAAAUAA